Symbiodinium sp. CCMP2592 is the source of this 879-nucleotide messenger RNA. The record is from the annotation of a GenBank genome assembly. Lineage: Eukaryota; Dinophyceae; Suessiales; Symbiodiniaceae.
AUGGUUGGGCUUCAGAUUUUCGCCAGGCCACGUGUGUCACCAGCGGCAAAGGAGGAACAAACUGAGAAGCCAUCGGCCUCCGCUCCUAGGGGGCAACCUCCACUUACCGAGGUAGUGGUGCGGGUCUCCACCGGGAGAUGGGCCGGCGAUCACAAGGCGGUCGUUCUUCAAAAAGGCCGCACCCAGUCGACCCGGAAGAAGUUGACUGCCACUGAGGAGCUUCAGCAGUUGCAAGGAGUGUGGGAAUUGAAAGACCUGGUUUCCAAAGGAUCCAAGGAGAGGCUUCCUGCCGACAAGGCCGAGGCAAAGAUUUACGUUAGAGGUAAGCGCGUGGAAGAAAGCACGGCUGAUGGACAUCGUCGAUUUUUCAAUUUGGUGCUUGCAGAAAAAGCUCGUGACCCGACGUGCAUGGAGGUGGCAUCUAAAGGGGGUUGUGCGAGAGGGACCAAACGACCGCGGCAAGAAGAUCUUGCCGGAGACCGCAGAGACAAGCGGCAUGCCUUGCCCCCACUGCAGGGCCCACACACGCUGGAGAAUGUGAAGAAUGUGCGCCAGAAAGCUGCCAAGGCAAAAGGUAAAGGCAAGCAGGCAGGAAAGACGCAUGUGCCAGGUCAUUGGAUGCUGCUCCACCACACCCCCAAAUUGCUCAUAUUGAGGGAUGGGUCUUCCGCGGAAGAUCCGCUCUGGUGGCAUCCAGAGGAGCAGGCAGCAUGGUCUCGUGGUGGACACUCGGAAGAAACCCUGACUGUCAGGUACACCAACGACGAGCACACAGAAAAGCUUUUGCGACAUGCGCAUGACCCCCCGCACACUUGGCGCACCAGCAAGGGCGUGGCAGUGAUGGUCUUGGCAGCCAAGUCCAAAAGCAAGCACAGGUGA